ACCGUAGCUAUAGCUAUCUCUAAAAGGGUAUCGCUCACACAACAGCAACCUCGCAACUUCGUCACCACAUCCCAAGUAAAAGACAGCUGUAAAAGAGAGUGAUCAAUGAUUUGUACAUGUACAAGGUAGCAAGAACAGCCAUCGACAAUGGAGCAAGACGAAGAUCCCAUGAUGGCCUUUCAAGAAGGCGUGACGGAGAUAAUGAUGGCCUGCGAAGAGUUACGUCAGCCUUUCAAAGCGGAGAAUCCCAAGGUUCCCACGGCCGUUGUAGUCCAAGGCCGCGACGAUCUCAAUCUCAUGUUUGAAAAUCUGGGAGGGAUGCAUCAUCAAUUGCACCAGAAUAAUAAUAAUGCCAAUGCCGGUAGCAAUCCAGAAGAUGAACAAAUACAAAAGGAUCUGUUUCAGCACUGUCAAUUACGGGUCGCUCAAGUGGCACAGUUGGUGCUCGAGCGAGCCAUGGCCAGUGCCGAACCACAAGAAGAGGAGGAUUCUUCCAAACGGAACAACAAUGCUGAUGACGACGACGACGAACAAGCUGCCCAAGCCGCACAACAACAGUUGGAACUCGAACGACAAGAUUUUCAAGCCAGCAUUGCUCGCAUUGCCGAAUUGAAUUUCAUUUGGUGUCUCGAGACGGGACAAGAAGAGCGAAUAGCACAAAUUGUGGAACAAUACGCGGCGAGUCAACGCAAUGCCUUGCGAGAACGAGCCAAACCGUCCAUUGCGAGAUUGGUGCAAGAACGACGCAACAAUAAUGAUUUGGUGAUGGAAAAAUUGCCACACAGUCACGUCAUUACCGUCAUUUUGGGACAAGCUUCGGCUUUGAUUCAUCCAUUGCUGACAUGGCUAUGUAGUCUGCCACCUCCUCCGGAAGCGGGUCAACUGGUGAAUAAAUUGGUCGAAGCCAUUCGAUCGCUUUGUGAACAAUCCGUACAAGUACUCGAUGAGCAAGCACAGACGCUGGUUAAAACGGUCACGGGUUGGUUCUGGACGGAUCGAAAUGUUGAUGACUGGAUGGCCAAGAGCAAUUCCCAAGAAGGAUUGGGAAGUGACAGUAACAACAACAAACUCUACUUGGGUACACUCGAUGGACUCGUCGAAGAAAUGGCGUUUUCUUGUCAAGUAUUGGCACGGUAUCAAGCACUCAUUCAAAGCGUCCCACUAGCCGUGGUCCAAAAAACCAUUGAACACGAAAUAUCCCCCGAAUUCCAAUGGAAAUACGCCACCUUGGAACGAUUCUUGGCCACGCAACAAUGGAAAUCGGCACUUAUGUUGGCCACACCCGUCAGUAUCGUAUUGGGGACAUCGAUUCAAGUGCCGUCCGUCGUGGAGGAUGCCCAAUAUCUCAGCACGCGGGCACUGGAACGAGCGGCAUCGACGCGGUCUACACAAGCCAUUGGGACCGUCGCCCAUGCCAUUUCCAGUCAUGUAUGGUCUACCGAUAUCACGGGAGGGGUUCAUCAGGCAUUGGCCGAUCAGGUUGGAUGUUAUGUGGAUGGCACUGCAUCAGCCACCGAACAACAGCAAGCAUCACAACAACAAUCCCCGCCUCGUAGUAAUACCAACAGUUUUGCCUCGGCCCUCUUGGGUGCCUUGGAUGAGGAUAUUGGCAACAAGAAAACUCCACCCUCUUCGCAACCUCCUUCCAGUGGAGGAGCACCGUCUUCGGGAGGGCUCUUUCAAUCGUUGGUGGGAGGCGGCGAUGGCCUACAGCAAAUACGCAUCAAUACCGAUUUCUGUAACCUCAAUGGAAUUCACUCGGCAUCGACCGCUUGUCGAUCCUUGGUCAAAUUCCUAGAUGGACUGCUGGAAAAUCCAGAGGCCAACAAUGAGGAAGGUGGCGACCCAGCAGCAUCCUUGAAACAAAUGAAUGCCAUGAUUGAACUUGCCAGGGAGGAACUAUCGCACUAUGGCAAUGCCUAUGACGCCAUGUUGAAGCUGAAAACACAGCAUGUCAUCCAACAGUGGUGUGGCAGUCUGCAAGAUCCACCCAAACGAAAGAAUUGUCCUUGUAUCCCGUUGUUGCGGUACUACUUUCUCAAUGAAAACUUUGAAUUGGAUCAGGCAUCGUUCAAAGCUGCCGAAUCGGAUUCUCGCUUGGAGCAAGACCUGUUGAGUGCGCUCAGCGAAUCCAAGUUUCUCCAACAAUCACACGACAAGAGCGAUGCGGAAGUAUUGACUGGAAUCCGAGAAGAGCUUACACAAAUCAUUGAGGAAUUGAUCUUGGACUGCUUGCUUCAUGCCGAACCUCCCAAGCGAUUCACCGAUUGGGGUUCGCUGUUGCUUAGCAAACAAGUUCGAAUGUUGAAACUGUACUUGGCCAAGUUGCAAGACAAGAACAAUACCAGUGGUGCCGCGGAAUCCAGGAAUCCUGCUGCGACAACGAAGUAUCGACCGUGGGAACGUUUGUCCCAAAUCGUCACCGUGUUACAGCUAGAGAGACCAUCGGAUUGGACGCUGUAUCAAUCUACGUCAGUGCUGACACCCCAAGACGUUCGGACAGCUAUGCAGCUACGAGUGGACUUUUCAGCAGAGGCCAUCAAGACAGUUGUUGCAGCCAUGAGUACCAAUGGAGCGAACGGACAACACAAGUAGAGUAACUGUUUCCUAAUUGAUGCUAAUAAGGACAAACAUUUUUGAUUCG
Seminavis robusta is the source of this 2644-nucleotide messenger RNA. The record is from the annotation of a GenBank genome assembly. Lineage: Eukaryota; Bacillariophyta; Bacillariophyceae; Naviculales; Naviculaceae.